This is a messenger RNA of Diaporthe amygdali, 2460 nucleotides long. RefSeq lists its product as uncharacterized. The record is from RefSeq and is a predicted model, not a curated record. The transcript has a single exon. The coding region runs from base 1 to 2460 and encodes 819 amino acids. NCBI's taxonomy places the organism in Eukaryota, Fungi, Ascomycota, Sordariomycetes, Diaporthales, Diaporthaceae.
AUGGCCGCCUCGGUGGGCAUUGAGCUCCAGCAGCGCUCACGGGUAGGCGACUCAACACAGCCACCCCGUGGAGAAUCCUCCUCCAAUGCCGCCAGUGCGCGAAGCUCCCUGGAAAUUGAACCUUCUCACGCAACAGCGAACCCUGACAUGAAGUCCCACGGUAUGACGGCAACAGAUAAAGAAAUUGGAACAUGGUCGGCGAAAUCAUCACCCACGAUGGAAGCGGGGAGGUCAACAGAUCCAGAUACGCCAUCUUGGCCUUUCCAAGAAGACCACCAGCCUCGGCACAACCAGCACCCGAGCGGAUCAAGGAACGCAAGAUCGCCAAGCCAUCUUUCUGAGGUUCUUCAACACUGGUUCCUUGAGAUUCUUACCAUCCUGGUCGCAGUCCUCCUCAUAGCCGCCAUCAUCUUUCUCCUGGCGCAUUAUGACAGGAAAACCAUGCCAGAAUGGCCGUUCGACAUCAAUCUCAACACUGUAAUCGCUUUGCUGUCGACAUUUCUGCGGGCAGCAAUGCUUGCGGCUGUCGCUGAGAUCGUUGGUCAGAUUAAGUGGACAUGGUUCACCGAACGCACACGACCCCUACACCACCUGCAAGACUUUGACUCUGCCUCUCGAUCCGUACUCGGAAGUCUGCGGUUGUUGGCGGUCGUCUUGUGGAAUUUUGGCUGGACCUCUGCUGGACUAUUGGGCAUCGCAGCUGCAUUGGUCACGAUUGCCAGCCUCGCAGUGGGUCCAUUUACCCAACAGGCACUGAAAACAGCAAUGUGUCCAACGUUGCUGCCAAAUGCGAGGGCAGAGAUUCCAUCCGCCAAUUAUGUUCCAGGAAGGUCAGCCUAUUACCGUAUCGGAGCGGGAACGUUCGAGCUCGAAAUCGAUAUGAAGGGUGCCAUGAUCGGAGGACUCACAAAUCCUGAUGGCAAGGACAAUGAAGUCGAGGUCUCCUGUGCUAGCUCGAACUGCACAUGGGAGGAUUAUGGCACUGGUGCGACCCACGCGAGUAUAGGUCUCUGCAGUGCAUGCCUGGACACGACAAAGUAUGUCAGUGGACCUGACAAGGGAGGCAAUCUGACUCUGCCAGACUAUGAGGCCUUCAUCAAUUAUGGCCCAGGCGGACAGUACAUGUGGGUGGGCUACAGCAAUCUCACUUGGGCAACUGAUCUCUUCAGUGAGGACUUCGCUACAGCAGCAAGUGUGGCCAUCAGCAACUUUAGCAUGCUGCUGUCCUCAACGUCGCCCUGCACAAAGAGGCCCAACUCGGGUUUUUACGACUGUCCGCACAAGAUUUCACAAUCCGAUAAUCAGUACUUCGACGGUCUCGGUGACUACAUUGCCACCUCAUGCACGCUUUACCCCUGCAUGAAGGAGUACCGCGGGCGAUAUAGAGGAGGCAGAUACUCGGAGGAAAUUGUCCGAACGAAACCCGCGCUUCCCAACAAGCAGGAAACAAGUUCGUAUACCUACACAUGGAACUACACUGCCGUUCGCUCGCCUUGCAUUCUUGACGACGGUGAUUACUUCACCAAUAUUAGCAACACGUCUCUCGCCUCGCACAUCAUGAACGCCAGUACCUGGUACAUGCCGAAUAACAUGUCAGCCGCGCCGCACAUUUCGGGUCGAACCUGGGCAAACAUAUCACUAACCAACCAACUGGACAAUACCGUUACGAACACCAGCGUGCCAAACGCCUGCCUCUACAAGAUGGACGGGACCUACGCGUCAGCCAUGAGCAACCAGAUGAGCAACUCACUCUUCUCUGGAGACUGCUCCUACGACAGCUCGCAGGCGGGCCACAUCAACUGUGGCGACUCAUGGUGGCUCGCACCGCUGUGGGGCCAAAUGAACGCCACAUUCGAGUCCCUCGACCAAGCCAUCGAGGACUUUGCCACUACCGUCACAAACAAGCUUCGCAUGACCGGCAACGGGCCGGACGUCAAGGUGGGGGACACCCCUCAGCGUUCGUCGACGCUGGGACUGGUCUAUGAGAGCUCCACGUGCACGUAUUUCGACCAGCGGUGGGUGUCCCUACCGAUAAUCCUAGUUUUGAUCUGUGCCGUGCUCCUCCUGUGGAUCAUCGUCAAGAAUUAUACCGAUCCGGAUCAGCCCGUGUGGAAAGGGAGCUUGUUACCGUUGAUGUUCUUCGGGCUCCACGGCCCCGGCGGAUCGUCCCAUGAUCGAAGGGAUGGUGAUGGGCUCAAUAGGAGUGAAACGUUUGUAAGGAGUAAUGGCCGUGCGGCGCCUGAGCUGGGCAGGAUUCGUGACGAAGCAGGCCGCAUGUGGGUCAGAUUUCACGGCGGUAAGGACCCUGGGUUCGUCGAUCUGGGUACUCCGAAGAAUCAUCGAGACGCCGAAGCGAGUGUUUCCUCUUUAUUGGCAGAUCAAGGGCAGUCUAAGCGACGGUCUCAAUGGCUAGACGCCGAUAUCCCUCCUGGAAGGCCGAGGAGAGGGACAAUUUUGUAG